AUGAGACUCUUCCAGACAAGCUUGCUUCUCCUCUGCGUGGUAGCUGCCACCGCCAUCCCCAUCGUGCCCUGGAAGGUCAAAUGCCCGCUGCAAUGCGUCUGCCAGAUCAGGCCGUGGUAUACUCCCCGCUCUGUGUACUGUGAGGCUGCCACGGUGGACUGCAAUGACUUGUUCAUCUCUGCGGUGCCUGAAAACUUGCCGGAGGGGACGCAGACCCUGCUCUUGCAAAGCAACAACAUUGCCAGGCUUGAGCAGAGCGAGCUGGACUAUCUCAAAAACCUGUCGGAGCUGGACCUAUCACAGAACAGCUUUUCUGAUGUCUGGGACUUUGGCCUGAAGAACAUGCCCCAGCUGCUCAGCCUGCAUCUGGAGGAGAACCAGCUGGCCGAGCUGCCUGACAACAGUUUUCCUGGCCUGGGUAACCUGCAGGAGCUCUAUCUGAACCACAAUCAGCUAUGCAGGAUCUCCCCCCAGGCCUUCUCCGGCCUUGGCAGCCUGCUCCGGCUCCACCUCAACUCCAAUCUGCUCAGAACAGUUGACAGCCGCUGGUUCCAGAUGCUCCCCAACCUUGAGAUCCUCAUGAUUGGAGGCAACAAGGUGGAUGCUAUCUUGGAUAUGAAUUUCAGGCCCCUGUCAAACCUGCGGAGCUUGGUCUUGGCUGGGAUGAACCUGAGGGAGAUCUCAGACUAUGCGCUAGAAGGCCUGCGGAGCCUGGAGAGCCUUUCUUUCUAUGACAACAAGCUUGUGAAUGUCCCCAAGCAGGCGUUGCAGCAAGUUCCUGGCCUCAAGUUCCUAGAUUUGAAUAAAAACCCGUUGCAGAGGGUUAAGCAAAGUGACUUCAUGAACAUGCUACACCUCAAAGAGCUGGGGCUUAACAACAUGGAGGAGUUGGUUUCCAUAGACAAAUUUGCCUUGAUCAACCUCCCUGAGCUGACUAAACUAGACAUGACCAACAACCCCAAGCUGUCCUUUAUCCACCCCAGUGCAUUCCACCAUCUUCCUCAAAUGGAAACCCUCAUGCUCAACAACAACGCCUUAAGUGCCUUGCAUAAGCAGACGGUCGAGUCCCUGCCCAACCUGCAGGAGAUCAGCAUCCACAGCAACCCCAUCCGCUGUGACUGCAUCAUCCGCUGGGUCAACAGCACCGAGAACCACAUCCGCUUCAUUGAACCCCAGUCUACCCUGUGCGCUGAGCCCCCAGACCUGAAGAGGAGGCAUAUCCGAGAUGUCCCCUUCCGGGAGAUGACGGACCGGUGCCUGCCUCUUAUCUCUGCCAAGAACUUCCCCUCCCAUCUUGAGGUUGCAGACGGUGAGAAUAUCUCCUUGCACUGCCGAGCUCUGGCAGAGCCAGAACCAGAGAUCUACUGGGUCACUCCUUCAGGUGUUAAGCUGAUCCCCUAUGUGGAAGAUGGGCGGUACAAAGUGCACCCCGAAGGGACAUUGGAGAUUCACAGGAUCUCCGCUCAGGAGGCUGGGCUGUACACCUGCGUGGCUCAUAACCUCCUUGGUGCAGACACCAAGAGUAUCAGUGUGACGGUCAAUAGCUCCUUCCCACUCAAUGAGGACAGCCUGGAGCUGGUGGUGAUGGAGGUCCAGGCCUACCACAUCCUGGUUGCAUGGAAGCCACAUCUCAACACCAUCUCCUCUAACCUCAGCUGGUCCAGCUUUUUGCUUAGCUCCAAUUUGGACAUGACCAAUGUGGCCCGGAUCCCUAUAGGGACCCACACGUACAACAUCACCCGGCUCCACCAGGACACUGAGUACUGGGCCUGCCUCCACAUGGCCUUUGUAGACUUGCAGGCCAAGGUGGCUUGCGUGAACGCCAGGACUAAAGAGGCCAGCUACCGCUACAGGUUCCUCGAGGGCAGGCAGAGCAUCCUGACAAUGCUGGUGCUCUGCAUCUUGCUGCUCUCCGCCAGCCUGGUAGGUCACUAUGGCUUCAGGUCCUUCGGGGCAGAGCCUAGGAGCGCCGCGGAGCUGCUCCCACGCUGCACGCCGUGCAGCCCGGGCGCUUCCUCGGAGCGUGUGAUCUACCCACCCUUCGUCCAGCACUGGGGUCGGGGGCAGCGCAGGGAGAAGCUCCUCACCGUGGAGGUGCAAUCGACCCCCCUGGAGUCUUGA
Rhea pennata is the source of this 2121-nucleotide messenger RNA. It is a transcript of the gene LRRN2, whose product is annotated as leucine rich repeat neuronal 2. NCBI's taxonomy places the organism in Eukaryota, Metazoa, Chordata, Aves, Rheiformes, Rheidae. Gene Ontology annotation, cellular component: extracellular matrix. The record is from RefSeq and is a predicted model, not a curated record. The transcript has a single exon. Bases 1 to 2121 code for a protein of 706 amino acids. Gene Ontology annotation, molecular function: protein binding.